Lemur catta (Ring-tailed lemur) is the source of this 526-nucleotide messenger RNA. Its product is annotated as ankyrin repeat domain-containing protein 26-like. The coding region runs from base 1 to 498 and encodes 165 amino acids. The record is from RefSeq and is a predicted model, not a curated record. Lineage: Eukaryota; Metazoa; Chordata; Mammalia; Primates; Lemuridae. The transcript is spliced from 4 exons.
AUGGGUUGGGGAGGGAAAGGAGAGAAGAAGAGUUUGGCUGGAGGAAAAUCCACUCUGGUCAUCUCCAGCCCUCUCUCCAGGAGGCAGUCUGUCCAGAAUGAUGGGGAUGUUUCUGAACCAAACUUAACCAACUUGACUACUGCUUCUCAGCAAUCCAGGAAAAAUUUAGAAGCAAAAUAUGCUACUGUGAGAACAGGUAAGGGAAACGUGUUUGAGGACAAGAUUUCUGAUCAUCCAAAGGAAGAUGUGUUUGAAUGCUUUCCCACAACAUCAGGCAAAGUCCAGGGCUUUUUAAAUCCUUCCUUUCCACCACCUGAGCCUCAGCGGAAACCUUCCUCCGGGUCAUUGGAAAACUGUGGUCUUACAAAGGAAGGAGCAACAAAGCCAGCAUUUGGACAAAAGGAAAAUGGUAUUGGUAUUAUUGAACAUGCUCCGCGAGAGCAAAAAGUAAUGUCAAUUUUAUUUAUGUGCACAAAAAUAACAGAAGUGGUAAGUUAGUGAAUAUCUAUGAUACUCUUUAAUCCUU